AUGACUUUAGAGUUAGCCACAAUUGUGUACUCAGCUCGAAUACAACCGAAUGAUACGGUUAACGAGGUGUCUCUAAUUCUGGCUAAUCAGCAUGAUGAAUACAAAGCCUUUCAGAAGAAGGCUAUGAAGUAUCGUCUGAACUUCACGGGAUGUUACAUGAAGGAUCAAGACCUUGGAGUAACUACCUCACAGAGGUGUAGACCACAGUGGUAUUCUGUGUCCUGUCUUCCCCAAUCUCUGAAUCAUGAAACGGUUUUGGAACUGGACCGGCCAAAGCCCACGUGCCCCUGCGUCCCGGUGUCCAGCGCCUAUGUCCCCCCCACUGACGCCACCAGGCCCAAGAGAAAGGCUGAAGGGGAUGCUAAAGGAGAUACAGCCAAGGGGAAGGAUGAGCCCCAGAGAAGAUCUGCAAGGUUAUCUGCUAAACCUGCUCCUCCGAAGCCAGAGCCCAAACCUAAAAAGGCCCCUGCAAAGAAGGGAGAGAAGGUACCCAAAGGGAAAAAGGGGAAAGCUGAUGCUGGCAAGGAUGGGAAUAACCCAGCAGAAAAUGGAGAUGCCAAAACAGACCAGGCACAGAAAGCUGAAGGUGCCGGAGACGCCAAGUGAAGUGUGUGCAUUUUUGAUAACUCUGUACUUCUGGUGACUGUACAGUUUGAAAUACCAUUUUUUAUCAAGUUUUAUAAAAAUGCAGAAUUUUGUUCUA
This is a messenger RNA of Acinonyx jubatus (cheetah), 703 nucleotides long. RefSeq lists its product as uncharacterized. The transcript has 3 exons. Lineage: Eukaryota; Metazoa; Chordata; Mammalia; Carnivora; Felidae. Gene Ontology annotation, molecular function: nucleosomal DNA binding. Bases 1 to 606 code for a protein of 201 amino acids. Gene Ontology annotation, biological process: chromatin organization. Gene Ontology annotation, cellular component: nucleus; chromatin. The record is from RefSeq and is a predicted model, not a curated record.